Molecule: messenger RNA, 32212 nt
Organism: Coregonus sp. 'balchen'
Lineage: Eukaryota; Metazoa; Chordata; Actinopteri; Salmoniformes; Salmonidae
Source: the annotation of a GenBank genome assembly
GAGUCAAACUGUGGGGAUUUUGGAAAGGAGGGAGAGGAGAGGAGAGGAGAGGAGAGGAGAGGAGAGGAGAGGAGAGGAGAGGAGAGGAGAGGAGAGGAGAGGAGAGGAGAGGAGAGGAGAGGAGAGGAGAGGAGAGGAGAGGAGAAGAGAGGAGAGGAGAGGAGAGGAGAGGAGAGGAGAAAAGAGGAGAAGAGAGGAGAGGAGAGGGAGGUAGAGUGAUAUAUGUGCUGUGUAGAUCUCAGAUUGUGAUCGGUAAAAUAGGCUAAAGCUUUCUUGGUGUUGUCUGUCCAUUUACAGUAUCAAUCCAAAGUAGAAAAGGUCAAAAACAACUUGAAUCCAGCUCAACUAUUGUUAUUUUGGGAUCCUCUAAAGCUUUUUGUAGUCUUUGAACAAACACACUGUAUCAGGUGGGAAGAUUUGUGAGCAGAUUGGGUUUUUGUUUCCUGUGUGUUUGUGAUUAUAUAAAGCCUAUUCACACCAACCCACAGACACAUAGGCAAACACUUGUGCAUGCAUACACACACACACACACACACACACACAUGCACACACACACACUAAAGUGAGAACAAAUGGCUGUGUGUGCAUAAUUGGAAUUGCACUUGAGAAUUCAGUUUGUCUGAUUAUCUGUCUGAGUAUGUUUAGCUUUUGACCUAAACUGCACUGCAUUGCAGAUUCCUUUCCACCUCUCUUUUGUUUCUCUCGGCUCAAAAGUUCAUAUUCCAUCAAAAAGCAAUUUCGGGAACGUUUCGCCUGUGUCACUCGCUGCUGCGUUUACAAUGGAUUUGUUUCCCCACCUUACUCCCAUUUUCUAAUGUGCUUAUUUCCUUGUUUACAGCAGCACUAGUUCCCUUCAUUGUGAGGCUGAAAUCCAUCAUAACCCAUGGUGUUACCUCAGAUUUGUAUUACUAAGGAACCAGGCUCUGUGUGCCGGCUACAGGGGUUGGGGUUUACCCACUAGGAUGUAAGUAGCCUUGUCCAAGCCAAAACGGUCUGUAAGGCAGGAGCCUAUCUCCUGUUUCUGUAGUGCUAAGCAGCUUGAUGUUCAAGUACACCACCUGGACAGGAUGCUAGUCUAUCUCCUAAAUACUGAGUGCCAAGCAGAUGAGCAUAGGUCCCACUCUUUGCAAAUACUUGACCGGGGAUUGAACCCCCAACUUUCCAAUUUCAGGGCAGACACUCGAACAACAAGACCACUGAGUUGGUUCUUUAGUAUAAACUGUGUUAAAUAUUAAACAGGUUGUUUCCGGAAUGAACUGUUUCCAUUUUGGUAGACGUGGCUGCAGUCAUUUUGUAUAUGUCCAUGGAUUGUAAUGUCACCGAAAAUUAUAUGAUUUAGAUCAAAUGUCCCAACAUGCAUUCUGGAUGAUUGCUGUCAUAUCAAUCCUCCCGAGUGGCGCAGUGGUCUAAGGCACUGCAUCGCAGUGCUAGCUGUGCCACUAGAGAUCCUGGUUCGAAUCCAGGCUCUGUCGUAGCCGGCCGCGACCGGGAGACCCAUGGGGCGGUGCACAAGUUGUCCAGGGUAGGGAAUGGCCAGCAGGGAUGAAGCUCAGUUGGUAGAGCAUGGUGUUUGCAACGCCAGGGUUGUGGGUUUGAUUCCCACUGGGGGCCAGUAUGAAAAUAAAAAGAAUGUAUGCACUAACUGUAAGUCUCUCUGGAUAAGAAUGUGAACUAAAAUGUAAUGUCAAUUGUUAUGUCCAUAAUACCUGUAAGUCCAUGGGAGACAGAAAGAAUGUAACUGCAGCCACACCUGAUGAUGGUUGACGUGUGUCCUGUGGCUGGUUUCUUUCUACAUCAUCUCUAAUUUCUGUCUCUCUCUCUCUCUAUUCCUGCCUCUCUCUUCCUCUCUCUCUCUCUUUCUCUCUCUCUUCCUCUCUCUCUCUCUCUCUUCCUCCCUCUCUCUCUCUCUCUCUCUCUCUCUCUCUCUCUCUCUCUCUAUCUUCUUCUCUCUCUCUCUCUCUUCUCUCUCUCCCCCCCCCCUUUCUGUUCUACCUCUGUUAUAGCAACACACUAAUGCUUGAAGGGACAAGAGAAAUAACUUCAGUCAGGAUUCAGGACACAUCUUUUGUGUGUCAAUAAAUUACGGGAAAAAAAAUAACCCCCAGUCUUUAUUCCAAACCAGCCGUACAGUUGGGUCCUAUCUCAUAUGCCUUACAAGGUCCAUAGUGGCUGGCCAAAGGAAACCGCCUCCGCUCAGAAAGGACCUAUUAUUAGCUACUUCCUCAGAACCAUUUCAGGCAGGUUAUCGCCUGGAAAUGAACAAGAAGGAUCCCCCUCCCCCCCACACACACACAUUCACAGGCCACACACACACAAACACACACACUCCACUAGCACAGUAACAAUAGGACUUCAAAUAUUAAAUGAUCUUGCCUGCUUGUACCAGAUCAUUGAUCCACUCCAAUAGAAAGAUGAACACGCAGGAUUACCAUUCUAACUGGUUAUUGUGUGGUUGUGCAGUAGGCACUUGUUUUAGUGGAAGUGCUCUAUUUCAUCAUUUUGUCUCAUACGUCAUGCAGUGUAGUGUGUGUGUCUGGGGGUGUGUCUGCGUGCGUGUGUGUGUGUGUUUGUGUGUGUGUGUGUGCGCGUAUCUGUGCUUGCACACGUGCGUGUACGCUCUGUCACAAACAUGUUCCAUAUAGUAAUGAUGGCUGCUAAUAAGUAAACACACCACAUUCCCUCCUAGCUUUUCAAGUUGUAUUAGGCGUAUUUACGGGAAACACAUGGUAUACACCGUCCAACAAAAUGCUUACUUCUCGGCAAUGCAACAACAAUAAGAAAUGUAUUAAAGCCUACAGUAUAAUGUUACAUGUCUGGCUGUGGGGGCCCUGAUUAAAGCCUACAGUGUAAUGUUACCUGUCUGGCUGUGGGGGCCCUGAUUAAAGCCUAGAGUACAAUAUUAACUGGCUGGCUGUGGGGGCCCUGAUUAAAGCCUACAGUAUAAUGUUACCUGGCUGGCUGUGGGGGCCCUGAUUAAAGCCUACAGUAUAAUGUUACCUGGCUGGCUGUGGGGGCUGAUAAAAGCUGCUCCUUCUUCUCUGAUGCACUGAUUUCUCCCAAUCUAUCUGCCACCCUCCGCAGACUCCUCUAAUAGCAAUAGGAGCUUUGCAGCUAUCCCAUAACACCACACACACAGAUGCGCGGAUGUGCACACACACACACACACACACACACACACACACACACUCACAAGCGUAUGCCAACACAUACACAAGCGUGCUAUCUCCGCCCCAGCACCCCUCCUACUCAUGAUCUGUCAGAUCCCUGCUUCUUAAAGCCACCUUGUCCCUGACCCCUCUUUUGUCUGAGCAGUAAUACAUGGAUGGGAUAAGAUAAUCUAAGCCUUGGCCCUCUUCCUCUUCCCCCUGCCUCCCCUGUCUCUGGGUCCUCAGCCUCACGGCACAGGGCUGUUAAAAAAGAGGGCUGUCUUUAAACUGCCUAUCACACCGUAUCACACCGCGUGGAUCAGGCCCGACCAGGGACCUGGCUCAGGGAAGAGGAGACUGUCAGCAGCAGACGGAAAUGACUUCAGACACCAAGUGCAGGGAGCGUCAGAGUCACAUCCUAGAUGCUGCUCCCUCCUCGGUGCCGUCUGAGCAGCAUCCUUCCCCUGGCUAAUACUGUAGUUGUGGAGCUCUCACAAUAUUACAUGGCACUUCCUGAGUCCUGAGUGUCUGGUAUUCACUGCCAACAAUGUGUGUGACUCUUACUUUUAGGACCCACACACAUUUCUCAAAGUGGUGCCAUGCACUUUCUCUUAAGAGCAGUCAGUCAGUUUUAAUGUGAUGUAUUUCAUUUACACUGAGAGAAUUGGACUGAAGUUGAACCUCGGGGGGGGGGGGGGGGGUCAGAAGCUCCUUACUCUAAAAAGUUUUCUCUCCCCUGACGUGCCCCACCCCCCCGCCCAUACACACACACACACACACACACACACACACACACACACACACACAGUGAGGUAAGAGUGAUGAUGAAGAGGGGCAGGUUGAGCGGAGGGAGUUCUUGUCUCGAACACAAAUUCACAUUGUUCCUGACACUGGUUUCUUGGAGAUAUACACUACCGUUCAUAAGUUUGGGGUCACUUAGAAAUGUCCUUGUUUUCGAAAGAAAAGCAAAUGUUUUGUCCAUUAAAAUAACAUCAAAUUGAUCAGAAAUACAGUGUAGACAUUGUUAAUGUUAUAAAUGGCUAUUGUAGCUGGAAACGGCUGAUUUUUGAUGGAAUAUCUACAUAGGCGUACAGAGGCCCAUUGUCAGCAACCAUCAGUCCUGUGUUCCAAUGGCACGUUGUGUUUGCUAAUCCCAGUUUAUCCUUUUAAAAGGCUAAUUGAUCAUUAGAAAACCCUUUUGCAAUUAUGUUAGCACAGCUGAAAACUGUUGUGCUGAUUAAAUAAGCAAUUAAACUGGCCUUCUUGAGACUAGUUGAGUAUCUGGAGCAUCAGAUACUCAUAACUGUUGUGAUUUAUUCAAAAUAUGACACUAGUUAUAUCGUCAUAACAUCUAGUGGCGCUGAGUGAAACGGUGCAUGGGGCAUUAAAUAAAUCACACUUGGCUGCUGCUGCGGCUGCUUUAUGCACCACUCGCCAAAGCUCCCCCUCUGCAAAAUGCAUGAUGGGUAGCAAUACAUCUGCUUUUACUGGGUUUUGUUCCAUUAACUCUGAAUUUGAUGGUUAUUGUUCAGUGUCAGAGCCCAGAACCCUGAUCCCAGGCCAUGUAGUUGAGCUCCGAGCAGCGACAUGAAAAUUAAUAAUAACUCAGGAAGUCUAUUCUGUCAGUUCCAAUUCCAGAUUUUCUUCUGAGCCCUCCAGAUUGUUUACAUCUAUGGUAUCCAGGCACAAAAUGCGAGGCAGGAAGCAGAACACAAAAGCGACUAAUCAUGUUUCAUGCAAUUUACAUCCAGGAUAUGUCCAUAUUGGUGAACUAGUACUGUAUGUAAAUACAUGUGAUCAAAUGUGAUGUUAUACAUGAACUGGAAAUUAAGUGUGCGUAAAAUGUCAAAAAUAAAAGGUUUGACAUUUUUAUUACCCUGGCCAUAGACCGUCAUUGUCACAUGCACUUUCCAAUGGUGUUGUUUUGUUCUAUCCAUUUCUCCACUCUCUCCAUCCUGUAGCCGAGUGUGGCUCAUCUGUCAUAAACAAUGAGGGGAUUAUGUUGUCGCCGAACUACCCAAUGAACUACGAGAACAACCAUGAGUGCAUCUACAGCAUCCAGGUGCAGGCUGGGAAGGGAAUCAACAUCUCUGCCAGGACCUUCCAUCUGGCACAGGGGGACAUUCUCAAGGUACUGGGCUCUCUCUCUCUCUCUCUCUCUCUCUCUCUCUCUCUCUCUCUCUCUGUCUGCUGGAGUGUAUGUGUAUGGUACUCCUGUGAUGGUCAAUGACACUUAAGCAUGUGGAUUCUGUCCAUGGUAAUAAGCCUUGUCUGCGCCAGAUAAAUAGUGCCAUGGAUUCUUAAUCUCAUCAAUGGCCUUAUACUGGCUACGGUAGCCUGGAAUCCAACUGAAGUGUAACAACAUGUUACCUCAAGAGCAGCUCUCCUUGAGUGAAGAAUGGGCAUCUUUAACAAGGACCUACCCUCUCCAUAAACCAUUAGUACCACUCAUCUGGUACAUUUUCAUUAAACAGUGAUAAUAAUCAGACUAAAAAGGCAAUACUUUACCCACUUGACAUUACAAUGGCCAAUACUAAACACGUUCAUGAAACAAAGACAUACUUUGCACUGAACAGAACUGAACUAAAGUGAACUCUUCUCUCUGCAGAUCUAUGAUGGGAAAGACAGCAUGGCCCAUGUCCUUGGGGCGUUCACAGGCUCAUCCAUGCUGGGUCUAACCCUCAUUAGUACCUCAAACCACCUGUGGCUGGAGUUCUACUCUGACCCGGAGUCCACCGGAGAGGGCUUCAAGCUGGUCUACUCUAGUAAGUUAAAAAACAGUUGGAGUUCAGUGGUUCUGGUAACACGUAUUAUAAUGUAUAAAAAUAAGGGGGAAAAGACACACACUUUAAUGGGUAAACUUAACCAACAUUUCUACCCUGAAGAAGGCACUGCGUUGCCGAAACGUUGGUUAGGUUUACCCAUUGAAAUUGUUGGGAGCAUUUAUAAAGUGUGACUUUCUUUCCCUAUUUCUACACAGUUUACCCUCCAUUAGUCAGCACCUCUACAAACAUUUUGGGGUGUGCAUCAGCUCAAUGCCUUUUUACUGCACUAAUUCUAAUAACUUUAAUUAACAGGUGGUUAUUAGGCAUGUGUUAAUGAUUUGCUGAACAAUUGUUUACUUAUAAAGGAUCUAUUAAUGGCUUAUUAAUGAACGUUAUUAUAAAAUGUUUCCAUGGUUCCUAUGGAUUCAGAGGGGGAUGGGGGACAUCCUAUGAUUGAUGAUUUAGCUAGGACCCUAAUAUAAGUCUUCCUGUGGGAGUGGGACAUGGGCUGUAUGUGAAAGUAGCUGGUCAUGUGAUGUGUUAUGUUAUCUUUGUCAGGAUUCCCAAUCAUAUUGAUAUUUAUAAGAAAUAGAGUGUCAGGUGUUCACGCUAGAUAUAUAAUCAGAUCACGAGUUAUUUUCCCACUACGAUCAGUCUUUCCAUCUGCCUUGUAAAACAAGUAGGAGUUAAAGGGGCGAUUGCUUCAUAUAUUAUUUUGAUUGUUUUAACUGCAGAUUGCCCCUUUAAAGGGCAUUAGAAUUUUGUUGAAAGCCAGGAGUGGAUUUCAAGGGAAUAUACCACAGCUUGGUCCAGGGUAUUAUCAAUUACCUGAAAAAGAGCUUCUACACUUGUCUUUGUCGACCUUGUCCUAGCCCCCCCCCACACAAAACCAGACUAUGUACCACCGCAGACACAUUAAAAACCACACACAUUCAUCUUUAAUACCAUUUGUUGCGCUAGCUGGUAGCUAGCCUGUGUAACAUUGGACAGGGUGUUAGUCCUGAGAGAGAAAAAACCCUAUUAACCCACUGGUGGGCAAUCUCAUUUUACAUCUACUAAAUCCGUGUCUGGUGGGAGAUUUCAUUCCACCUGCAAGAUUAGCUGUUUGAUUGCAUAAUAAAGGUCAGUGGAAGCCCAGGGCUAAGUCCCAAAUGGCACCCUAUUUCCUGCAUAGUGCACUACUUUUGACCAGAGCUCUAUUGGUUAUCCAAUGGGCCCUGGUCAAAAGUAGUGUGCUAUAUAGGGAAUAGGUUGUCAUUCGGGACAGUCAGAAGCAGGCGGCAAGGCCAGCACAGUUCAGCCACCACAAUGGUUGGAGUGUGAUUAAAAAAUAAAAACAACUCAGUCUAAGUCUUUUCCCGACCCAGACGUUUGUUCCCGGUUGAAUGCUAUGAGACAAUGACCUGUAAUUAAUGUGUAAUCAGUGUGCUAGGUGAAAAUUGCCACUGUUAGUCAGUCCCAGUACCCUCCUGCCUCCACCACACACUAUGUUAAGUGCAGUCAUGGCAACCUUGUUUUUCUCUCAGUAUAGUACAGUACCUUGCUGUCAUGGUAACUACUAAGUAGUCUAUGUGUGCUGUGCCAGACAUUAUCAUGUAUUCCCAUGUUCAGGGUGUACUGUUAAUUGGAGGAGGGACAGGUGGAGCAAAUGGAACUGGGUUUUGUAUUUUGAAAGGUAGCUGUCAUUGCGAUGAGGAGAGGACAGAGGGAUACGUCUCAUUUUAGCUUGGUUGUGUUCUUCCUCAUAUCAGAGGGCAGAGUUCAAACCUGCAAAUAUGAAAUUGUCAGCUGCGCUAAGAUGUGUGGUGGCAUUUUGAAAGACAAGAAGAAAGGGUCAUAUAAUUAUUUAUUUCCUAUUUCUCUUAGUUCGCUGUGUAAUUAUGAUGCUGUGUGAUGAUGAGUCUGAAGGAAAAUAUUAUGAGAAGAUAAUAAUGGGAAGUGUCUCUCACAGAGAGCCGGCCCACGCUCCUCCUGUACCGACCGAAGGUUCCAGACACAUCUCAAAAUUAACCAAGCGCUAAAUCCUAAUUGUUCUGCCUGCUUAGUACAGGCCCCAUCCCUGUCUGCGGGCCCAGUGGGAUCCUCCAGCCAAAUUGUCAGCAUUAAUGACUGAUCAUAAUGACCGCUCCUAACUUUCUCUCUGAGCCUCAAACGACAUACAGUACCAGUCACAAGUUUGGACACAUCUACUUAUUCCAGGGUUAUUCUGUAUUUUUUACUAUUUUCUACACUGUAGAAUAAUAGUGAAGACAUCAAAACUAUGAAAUAACACUUAUGGAAUCAUGUAGUAACCCAAAAAGUGUUAAAGAAAUAAAAAUAUAUUUUAUAUUUGAGAUUCUUCAAAUAGCCACCCUUUGCCUUGAUGACAGCUUUGCACGCUCUUGGCAUUCUCUCAACCAGCUUCAUGAGGUAGUCACCUGGAAUGCAUUUCAAAUAACAGGUGUGCCUUCUUAAAAGUUAAUUUGUGGAAUCUCUUUCAUUCUUAAUGCGUUUGAGCCAAUCAGUUGUGUUGUGACAAGGUAGGGGGGUAUACAGAAGAUAGCCAUAUUUGGUAAAAGACCAAGUCCAUAUUAUGGUAAGAACAGCUCAAAUAAGCAAAGAGAAAUGACAGUCCAUCAUAACUUUAAGGCAUGAAGGUCAGUCAAUACGGAACAUUUCAAGAACUUUGAACGUUUCUUCAAGUGCAGUCGCAAAAACCAUCAAGCGCUAUGAUGAAACUGUCACGCCCUGACCUUUAUGCCUGUUGUUUCUUGUUGGUUUGGUCAGGGUGUACAGUCUAUGUUGUGUAGAUCUAUGUUGGCCGGGUGUGGUUCCCAAUCAGAGGCAGCUGUCGAUCGUUGUCUCUGAUUGGGGAUCAUACUUAGGCAGCCAUGUUGCCUUCCUAUGUUGUGGGAUCUUGUUUCUGUGUGUUUGGCUUGUUUGAUGUUAGCCUUUAGAACUUCACGUUACGUUGCUUUUAUUGUUUUGUUCAGUGUUUAUUUAAUAAACGAACAUGUACGCAUACCACGCUGCACCUUGGUCCAAUCCUGUAUUCAACGAACGUGACAGUUUAUUUAGAAUUCAAGGCACACUUAACCAGCAUGGCUACCACAGCAUUCUACAGCGAUAUGCCAUCCCAUCUGGUUUGGGCUUAGUGGGACUCUAUCAUUUGUUUUUCAACAGAACAAUGACCCAACACACCUCCAGGCUGUGUAAGGGUUAUUUUACCAAGAAUGAGAGUGAUGGAGUAUUGCAUCCAAUGACCUGGCCUCCACAAUCCCCUGACCUCAACCCAAUUGAGAUGGUUUGGGAUGAGUCGGAACGCGGAGUGAAGGAAAAGCAGCCAACAAGUGCUCAGCAUAUGUGGGAACUCCUUCAAGACUGAUGGAAAAACAUUCCAGGUGAAGCUGGUUGAGAGAAUUCCAAGAGUGUGCAAAGCUGUCAUCAAGGUGGCUAUUUGAAGAAUCUCAAAUAUAAAAUAUAUUUUGAUUUGUUUAACACUUUUUUGGUUACUACAUAAUUCAAUAUGUGUUAUUUCAUAGUUUUGAUGUCUUCACUAUUAUUCUACAAUGUAAAAAAUAGUAAAAACUAAGAAAAACCCUUGAAUGAGUAGGUGUGUCCAAACUUUUGACUGGUAGUGUAUAUGCAACGCAAGCAGCACAGAAAUAAGACGAAACGACAGAUCGGAAUGGUCAUUGCACUAUUGACCCAAAAAAGAAGAGAGGAUGCAAUAAACGUGUGUGUGGUCAAAUCAUAUGCCUCCAUGCCUGUGUGCUUGUGUCCACCCUAGCGAAGGUAAAGUUUGUGUUAACAUUACAGACCUGGUUUCAAAAAGUAUUUCAAAGCUGAGCUUGAUCCAUAGGUAAUGGAUGGAACCAAUUGAGUAGCCCCAAAAAGUGUGAGCCCCGGCCAUGUGGAACUUUAGGCAGGCUCAACCGAAUGCUCCAAUCCUAUUUGAACCCAGUUGUGUGACAUUGGGACCUUGUCCUACACUUGUCCUCUUCAUGUGUCUUCUUUCUAGGGAGUUUUUCCUGGCUACUGUGCUUCUGCUCGUUCGUUGGAGUCUACACUCUUAGAAAAAAUUUGUUCAAAAAGGGUUCUUUGUGGAGGGAUAUGGUUCUACCAAGAACCAUUUUGAUUUGAAGAACCGUUUUUGGAAGAAAGUGUUCUUUGAUGAUUCUUUGGAAGGCAAUCAUUUUUGGAUGGAACGCAAGAAGGGUUCUUUGGAAGGCAAGAAGUGUUUUAAAUAGAGCCAUAUUUCCCAGCAAGCUCUAUUUCAGGGUGAUUUUCAAAAUAGUUUUUAAAUAUCUGUGUUUUUGCAUGUACCAUGAUUGGUUGAUUAAUUUUAUGCUACACAAAGAUAAAUAACAUACAUUUUUCUAAACAAAUUCAAUCUGUUAGUAGUUAUACGACUUAUUGCACCCGUUACUGGGAUGGUUGUUCCAGUUUAGAUGAUUGAGGUAGUCUCAGUAUUCAAUCUCCCUACCCUGGCAGUCAUUCUGAAUGCAGGUUGCGGGUGAUAAAAAAAUCCUAACUCUGGCUGGAUGCCAUUACUUUGCAAGCCAGCCUAAUGUGACUUGCAGGCCUGAUGUGGCCUGUAAACCAGGAGUUUCCUAACACUACUGUGUUAGGGUAUAACUAGGCCCUCAAAGAAAGGCCUUAUGAUAUAUGUAAUUAUUGUCAUAAAUCAUUAAAUUUUAAAGGCUGAUGGAACCAUUCAUAGACGGUUCUAGAAAGAACCCUCUAAAGAUGAAAAUGGUUCUCGGUAGAACCCUUCAUAGAGGGUUCUAGCAAGAACCUUUACAUGAUAAAAUGGUUAUUGGUAGAACCGUUUGCAAAGGGUUCUACCUAUCACCAAAAAAGGGUUCCCCUAUGGCAGGGAUCAUCAACUAGAUUCAGCCGUGGGCCAAUUUCUUUCUUGAGCGGAUGGUCGGUGGGCCGGAACAUAAUUACAAAUAAUUUGUAGACUGCAAAUUGACCUCAAGAAGCCCAAACAGGUAUAACGUUUGGGGGAAAAACCAAAGAACCCUAUAUGGUUCUAUUUAGCACCUUUUUUCUAAUAGUGUAGGCCGGGUUACUGUAAAGCCCUUUUUGACAACUACCCAUGAGAAAGGGGCUUUAUAAAUACAUUUGAUUGAUUGCCCCCCCCACACCUCUCUCUCUCUCUCUCUCCUUCAAUUCCCCCUUUGUCCCCCCCCAGGCUUUGAGCUAUCCCACUGCGAGGACCCCGGGGUGCCCCAGUUUGGCUUCAAGGUCAACGACCAGGGACACUUCUCUGGCAGCACCAUCACCUACAGGUGCAACCCUGGCUACACCCUGCACGGCAGUGGAAUGCUCAAGUGUAUGACCGGAGAGAGACGUGCCUGGGACAACGUCCUGCCCUCUUGUAUCGGUAAGGGAACUAAGUAAAAAGGACUGUGCACGUGUGUAUAUACACGCGCACAAGUAAGCACUCACACACAUACUGUAUGCACACAGCACACGCACGCUUACGCACACGCACACACACACGCACACACACACACACACACGCACACACAACCCACACUGUUAAAGUCCUAUGGUCAGGAACAACUGACGUCUCUAAACAUAGUGGAUUGGUAUACGGCUCCCUUCAUCUAUUUUCAACUGCUAUUAGCCCACAGUGCCUCUCCCAGUUAACCUAGCAUCAGUACAGUACUGCAGCACAACCCAAGCCCCUCCUCUUCUCUCUUUAUGUCAAGUUAACCACAGAAGAAUAAGUAACCACAGGUACCUCCCAUUUGUCAUAAUGAUCUAAGCUGCAGCCCAUGCCCGUCGCCAGCUGCAUAAUGUAUUAACCAGGCUAGGGGAGUGCAGACCAGACCAGACCAGACCAGGCAGAGCUCCUGCAGGUCAUUGAUAUGCUGCAGGAGAACAACCUGCACUGCAGGCUGCAGCUAUGUAAUGUCUGUUAAUGAAGAGGGUUUAAUUCAGCCUUAUGUUGCAUUAUGUCCUCUUAAUUUAACUUUGUCUAAAAAUGUGUAGUGCUUUGCAUUUCUUAAAGUGAAUACAAAUGUAUUGGUUUUUUUCUUUUCUUUUGAAUGAGGAAUGUCUUGGAGAGAUUGGUGUAUGUGAGAGUUGGAUUAAACUAGGCAAUACAGAUUGGAGAUAUAUUCACUCUCCGAGGUGGAUUGUACAGAUUACAUUGGGGUUCAUGGUUGGAAGUGGGAAUUUGUCCUCAUUGGAGAAGACACAUGAUGGGUAUUGUGAUAGCUAUCGUUUGUUCUUUGAUUAUACUGAUUUAUCCUAAUUAGAUUAGAAGAUUGGUGCCCUCAGUGACUUCAGAUCAGAUUUGAUCUCACUAUGAUUCAGUUUUAUCUAGAUCUGAUUAACCCCAUUGUCACGAUCGUCGAACAGAGAGGACCAAGGCACAGCGUGGAAUCCGAACAUACUUUUAUUUUUAAUGAUCACACAAACAAAACGAUACGUGACGUCCUUGGCAAUAGACACUAACCAAACACGGAACAAGAUCCCACAAACACUGUGGCAAAACAGGCUACCUAAGUAUGGUUCCCAAUCAGAGACAACAAGCAACAGCUGAUUCACGUUGCCUCUGAUUGAGAACCACACCGGCCAACAUAGAAACAAAUGAAUUAGAUAAACAACCUAGCACACAAAACACAUAGAAACAACCCACCCUGGCUCAACAUAACAGAGUCCCAGAGCCAGGGCGUGACACCCAUACUUCCUGCCUUAUCAAUCUCUCACACUCAAUCCAAUAUUGCUCCCCAUCCUGUCAGUCUCUUAUAUGAGGAAGAGAUACAAUGUACACUAGGACCAGCCUUUACAAAAAAAAAAAGUAACAUUUGGAGUUUCACAUGUGAAAUCGCAUUUUCACAUGUGAAAUAGCUGUUUUCACAUGUUGAGCUUAAACUUAACAUGUGAAACCAUAUUUUCACUUCUAUUCAAUUUAGAGUUCAUGUUAACACAACAUUUUCACAUGUGAGAAGAAAAACAUGUUUUCACCUCACAUGUGAAUUGCAGUUGCACAUGUGAAAUUUGCGGAAAUUCGGAUAUGCAGUUUCACAAACGUUUUAAUGUGAACAUAUCACAUUCAUGUGUUUAAUAGCACAUUUACAUGUGAAAAUCUAUCACAUGUGAAAAACUAAUUUUUUAGAAAACUCCAUGUAAAAAUGUCACAUUCACAUGUGGAAUUGCAAGUUCCCAAGUGAAAAACAAUCAUAUGUGAAAAUCUAAUUUGCAGUUUCACAUGUAAGAAAACUCCACAUGUGAAAGUUAGACUUAGUCUCUGGACUUAAAUACUAAUUAUGCUUUAUAUCGCAUAUGACCAUAGCAAUUCAAUUUUUUAAACACCAUACUAGCCCUCCCAAAGUACCUCCCAUAUGGAUACAUAUUAUGUCCCAGCAUAUGAGCACAUAGUCGUUUUAUAUACAGUAUAUAGCUUCCUGGAGGAAAUGUAAAGACUGUAAAUAGCUUAAUAUUAUGGGGAUUAUUCCAGCCAACAUCAAUAAAAAAUACGUAAUAAUCUGACAGAUAUACAGUGGUGUAAAGUAACAAAGUAAAAAUACUUUGAAGUACUACUUUUGGGGUAUCUGUACUUUACUAUUUACAUUUUUGACUACUUUUACUUUUACUCCACUACAUUCCUAAAGAAUACAGUGCCUUGCAAAAGUAUUCAUCCCCCUUGGCGUUUUUUCCUAUUUUGUUGCAUUACAACCUGUAAUUUAAAUGGAUUUUUAUUUGGAUUUCAUGUAAUGGACAUAUAUUACAAAUUGGUGAAGUGAAAUGAAAAAAAAUAACUUGUUUCAAAAGAUUGUAAAAAAUAAAUAACAGAAAAGUGGUGUGUGCAUAUGUAUUCACCCCCUUUGCUAUGAAGCCCCUAAAUAAGAUCUGGUGCAACCAAUUACCUUCAGAAGUCACAUAAUUAGUUAAAUAAAGUCCACCUGUGUGCAAUCUAAGUGUCACAUGAUCUGUCACAUGAUCUCAGUAUGUAUACACCUGUUCUGAAAGGCCCCAGAGUCUGCAACACCACUAAGCCAGGGGCACCACCAAGCAAGCAGCAGCAUGAAGACCAAGGAGCUCUCCAAACAGGUCAGGGACAAAGUUGUGGAGAAGUACAGAUCAGGGUUGGGUUAUAAAAAAAUAUCAGAAACUUUGAACAUCCCACGGAGCACCAUUAAAUCCAUUAUUAAAAAAUUGAAAGAAUAUGGCACCACAACAAACCUGCCAAGAGAGGGUGGCCCACCAAAACUCACGGAUCAGGCAAGGAGGGCAUUAAUCAGAGGCAACAAAGAGACCAAAGAUAACCCUGAAGUAGCUGCAAAGCUCCACAGCAGAGAUUGGAGUAUCUGUCCAUAGGACCACUUUAAGCCGUACACUCCACAGAGCUGGGCUUUACGGAAGAGUGGCCAGAAAAAAGCCAUUGCUUAAAGAAAAAAAUUAACUAACACGUUUGGUGUUCGCCAAAAGGCAUGUGGGAGACUCCACAAACAUAUGGAAGAAGGUAUUCUGGUCAGCUUUUUUUGAGCUUUUUGGCCAUCAAGGAAAACGCUAUGUCUGGCGCAAACCCAACACCUCUCAUCACCCCAAGAGCACCAUCCAUGGUGGUGGCAGCAUCAUGCUGUGGGGAUGUUUUUCAUCGGCAGGGAAUGGGAAACUGGUCAGAAUUGAAGGAAUGAUGGAUGGCGCUAAAUACAGGGAAAUUCUUGAGGGAAACCUGUUUCAGUCUUCCAGAGAAUUGAGACUGGGACGGAGGUUCACCUUCCAGCAGGACAAUGACCCUAAGCAUACUGCUAAAGCUACACUCGAGUGGUUUAAGGGGAAACAUUUACAUGUCUUGGAAUGGCCUAGUCAAAGCCCAGACCUCAAUCCAAUUGACAAUCUGUGGUAUGACUUAAAGAUUGCUGUACACCAGUGGAACCCAUCCAACUUGAAGGAGCUGGAGCAGUUUUGCCUUGAAGAAUGGGCAAAUAUCCCAGUGGCUAGAUGUGCCAAGCUUAUAGAGACAUACCCCAAGAGACUUGCAGCUGUAAUUGCUGCAAAUGGUGGCUCUACAAAGUAUUGAGUAUCUUCAAAGUGGUAGGCAUGUUGUGUAAAUCAAAUGAUGCAAACCCCCAAAAAAGCCAUUUUAAUUCCAGGUUGUAAGGCAACAAAAUAGGAAAAAUGCCGAGGUGGGUGAAUACUUUCGAAAGCCAUUGUAUAUGCACUUUUUACUCCCAUACAUUUUCCCUGACAUCCGAAAGUACCUGUUACAUUUCGAAUGCUUAGGCAGGACAGCAGUAUGGUCCAAUUCAUGCACCUAUCAAUAUAUAUACGCAUUAUCACACCUACUGCUUCUGAUAUGGCGGACUUACUAAACACAAAUACUGUGUUUCUAAAUUAUGUCUGAGUGUUGGAGUGUGGCCCUGGCUGCCCGUAAAUUAAAAUUUGAUUUCUAGCAUUUACUUUUACUUUUACUCAUGUAUGACAAUUGAGUACUUUUCCCACCACUGUAUUUAAGUGUAUUUAAAACCAGAUACUUUUAGACGUUUACUGAAGUAGUAUUUUCCUAAGUGACUUUCACUUUAACUUGAGUCAUUUUCUAUUAAGGUAUCUUUACUUUUACUCAAGUAUGAAAAUUGAGUACCUUUUCCACUACUGCAGAUGUGAAUAUACUCUUAUAUCUUCAUAUCUUCACAUCUCCGCAUCUCCUUAUAUUUAAAAAAUGGAGUCAGUCAUUUUGAAUGACCUUUGCAGGAAUUGUGCUUUAGAAGUUGGAUUACCUACCUUGAAGCUACCUAACUUUUCAUAUUUCCACCUUUUCUUAUUACAGAUGAAAUAUUUAGCUGUGUUUGAUUCUGGUCCGCAGGUAUGGGAGGAGGUGUGAAGAGAGAGGAUGCAUCCCAAAUGGCACCCAACUCCCUAUGUAGUGGCACCCAACUCCCUAUAUUGUGCACUACUUUUGACAAGAGCCCUAUGGGCCCUGGUCAAAAGUAGUGCACGAUAUAGGGGAUAGGGUGCCAUUUGGGAAGCAACCUUGGUAGACAGAGUUUCUUAGCCAAGAUAAGUAAUAUCCUCUGAGAGGGAACGUAAUGCUUUUGAGAGCAAAUGCUAAAUCAGCACUUUGCUCUCCACUUCCUCAAGUCUAAGUGAUGUGUAAGUGCCCAAUCAGAUGUGAUUGAGCACCCAUGAGCAGCCAAUGAAGUGUGAUUGCGAACAAGAAACAAGCAAACAAGAAAAUGCUCAUCCAGAGGCGGCGCUCCAAGUGUCUGGUGAUUUUAUUGUAGAAAAACUGAAAUCAGUCUUGCCUAAUUUCUACCUGCAUGAUACGUGUGCCACUAGAGGCGAAAAAACUCAACAUCACCUUUACUCCACACACAGAAACUCAUACAAAGCUCUCCCUCGCCUUCCAUUUGGCAGAUCUGACCAUAACUCUAUCCUCCUGAUUCCUGCUUACAAGCAAAAACUCAAACAGGAAGUACCAAUGAAGCGGAUGCUAAACUACAGGACCAUUUCGCUAGCGCAGACUGAAUAUUUUCCGGGAUUCAUCCAAUGGCAUUGAGCAGUUAACCACAUCAGUCACCGGCUUCGUUAAGUGCAUCGACGACAUCGUCCCCACAGAAACAGUACGUACAUAUCCCAACCAGAAGCCAUGGAUUACAGGCAACAUCAGCACUGAGCUAAAGGCUAGAGCUGCCACUUUCAAAGAGCGGAACACUAAUCCGGACGCUUAUAAGAAAUCCCGCUACACCCUCCGAUGAACCAUCAAACAGGCAAAGCGUCAAUACAGGACUAAGAUCGAAUCCUACUACACUGGAUGUGGCAGGGCUUGCAAACUAUCACGGAUUACAAAGGGAAAACCAGCCGCGAGCUGCCCAGUGAUGCGAGCCUACCAGACCAGCUAAAUGCCUUCUAUACUCGCUUCAUGCCAAGUAACACUGAACCAUGCAUGAGAACACCAGCUGUUCCAAACGACUGUGUGGUCACGCUCUCCGUAACUGAUGUUAGACCUUUAAAUAGGUUAACAUUCACACUGCUGCAGGGCCAUACGGAUUUCCAGGACGUGUACACAGAGCAUGCACUGACCAGCUGGCAAGUGUCUUCACUGACAUUUUCAACCUCUCCCUGACCCAGUCUGUAAUAGCUACAUGUUUCAAGCAGACUACCAUAGUCGCUGUGCCCAAGAACGCCAAGGUAACCUGUCUAAAUGACUAUCGUCCUCUAACACUCACAUCUGUAGCCAUGAAAUGCUUUGAAAGGCUGGUCAUGGCUCACAUCAACACCAUCAUCCUAGACACCCUGGACCCACUCCAAUUUACAUUCUGCCCCAAUAGAUCCACAGAUUACGUAAUCUCUAUUGUGCUCCACACUGCCCUUUCCCACCUGGACAAGAGGAAUACCUAUGUGAGAGUGCUGUUCAUUGACUACUGCUCAGCGUUCAACACCAUAGUGCCCUCCAAGCUCAUCACUAAGCUAAGGACCCUGGGACUGAACACCUCCCUCUGCAACUGGAUCCUGGACUUCCUGACGGGCCACCUCCAGGUGGUGAGGGUAGGCAAUAACACAUCCGCCACGCUGACCCUCAACACGGGGGCCCGUCAGGGGUGUGUGCUUAGUCCCCUCUUGUACUCCCUGUUCACUUGGUACUGGUACCCCUUUCUUUCUGCAUUGUUGGGAAGGGCCUGUAAGUAAGCCUUUUACUGUUAAUCAUGUGACGAAUAACAUUUAAUUUGAUUUGAUUGAAUGUUUGCCUUGUGAGGAAUGAACUCCACAGGAUGUUGGUUUAGAGCAUUGGUUUAGAGCAUACAAGCGUUUCGCUACUCCCGCAAUAACAUCUGCUAAACAUGUGCAUGCGACCAAUAAAAAUGUAUUUGAUUUGAUUUAGAGGGAGGAGGAGGGAGGUGGCUUUUUUCUCUCUCUCUCCCUCCCUUCCUCACUCCUACUCUCACUCUUACUCUCACUCUCACUCUCACUCUCACUCUCACUCUCCCAUACUCUCUCUCUCCCUCAUCUAAAAAUGUUGAGUAUUAAUGUUGAGUAUUAAUCAACUAGCGAUCUGAGUUUUGUGAUUCAGGCUUCAUUGAACUGUGCAUCUAUUGUUUGUCAUGUAGAUGGCUUAUGCAAAUGAAGCCGGUGAAAUGAAACGCAGAUGUGGGCUCCAUUAAUAAACCCGAAGCGACCUGAAGUCCACCAGGCCUGUGUUCAGAGAGAGAGAGAGAGAGAGAGAGAGAGAGAGAGAGAGAGAGAGAGAGAGAGAGAGAGAGAGAGAGAGAGAGAGAGAGAGAGAGAGAGAGAGAGAGAGAGAGAGAGAGAGAGAGAGAGAGAGAGAGUGAGAGGGGGGGGAGAGAGAGAGAGAGAGAGAGAGAGAGUAAGCAUCAGCGGCCCUGGAAGCAGUCAGCAACAGAAGCAGUCAGCAACAGAAGCAUUCAGCAAGAGAAGCAGUUAGCAGGCCUCAUGUCCCGGAGCGGAACAAAAUAUGCCAGGCGGCACUCUGGGUUUUGGAGGCACCGAGACUGACACUGCCACACUACCACCACGGCACUGCCACCCUGUAAGGGAGUGUUUUGGGCUGGCUGUUUAUAUCGCUGACAGUUUUGUAUCCCAAAUGGCACCCUAUUUCCUAUGUAGUGCACUAUAGGGUUCCAUUUGGGACGCAACACAGGAAUCUGCAAACACUCUCGGGCCCGUUAUUGUUUUAUUGGCUCGGCUUCACAUUCUCAAGAGGAGCUGUAGACGUGGUACAUUUGUUUGCCAGCCACCCACUAAUUAUUUCCUCUCAGCUGUGUACGUGUGUGUGUGUGUACAUUUGUGUUUGUGUACGUGCGUGUGUGUGCCCUAUGGGCCCUGGUCAAAAGUAGUGCACUACAUAGGGAGUAGGGUACCAUUUGGGACACGACCCAGGAAUCUGCAAACACUCUCGGGGGUGUUACUGACAGUGGUGGAAAAAGUUCCCAAUUGUCAUACAUUUUACAUUUACAUUUUAGUCAUUUAGCAGACGCUCUUAUCCAGAGCGACUUACAGUUAGUGAAUACAUAUAUUUUUUUUUUAUACUGGCCCCCUGUAAAAGUGAAGAUAUCUUAAAAGAAAAAUACUACUUGAGUAAAAGUUUUAAAUAUACUUAAGUAUCAAAAGUAAAAGUGUAAAUCAUUUUAAAUUCCUUAUAUUAAGCAAACCAGACGGCACCAUUUUCUUGUUUAUAAUUUAUUGGGUAGCCAGGUGCACACUCCAACACUCAGACAUCAUUUAUAAUCAUUUAAAAAGUACAUUAUUUUCUUUAGGAUUUUAAUGGAGUAAAAGUAAAAGUUGUCAAAAAUAUAAAUAAUAAAGUUGAAGUACAGAUACCCCAAAAAACUACUUAAGUAGUACUUUAAAGUAAUUAUACUUAAGUAUUUUACACCACUGGUUAUUGAUUUAUUGCGAUGAUUCACACGGCUCAGCUUCACAUUCUCAAGAGGCGCAGUAGGACUUGUUCUUUGCCAGCCACCCACUAAUUAUUUCCCCUCAGCUGUGUACGUGUGUGUACAUGUGUGUUUGUGUACGUGCAUGUGUGCAUGUUCUUGUAUGUGUGAGUAAGUGUGCAUACAUGCGCGUUUUGAAUGUGUCUCUGCAAAACUCAGCUGUGAUGCCCUUUUACAAUAUCUCCUUCAAUGUAUCUCCAUAGCAACAGAUACAUGUAUAUAUUGUUUUGAUUCUUAUUUAAAUUUUUUCUCCUUAUAGCUGAAUGUGGAGGAAAGUUCACAGGCGAGUCGUCUGGACGCAUCCUGUCCCCUGGAUACCCGUUCCCUUACGACAACAACCUCCGUUGUACCUGGAUUAUCGAGGUGGACUCUGGCAACAUCGUUAGGUACUGAUCAAUUAGUAUUUAUCAAGUAUCCUCCUUUUCAAGUAUUCUCCUAUCAUGUCUCGUCUCUGUGCAUUUCAGCAGCCAAGCCAAGGCCAACUCUUGUAAUAUCUGUCUAACAAAAAUACAAGGCUACAGCUCUCUGUCUCAUACACACACACACACACACACACACGCGCGCACACACACACGCACACACACACUGAUAGUUGCUCAGGAUAAAGGUGUCUGCUAAAUUACUUUGAUGUAAAUGUGAAUCCACUUUCAUGGCUUUGAUAGAGCGAGCAUCCAGGUAAGAAGGCAGACAUUCUCCAGUGCACCAGUACCCUGUUUUACACUAUUAGAAACAAAAAACUAUGUUUUAAGUGAGAAGUAAGCAUUGAUCUAAAGCCGAAAAAUAAAUGAAAUGUACAUGAUCACCACAAUGUCACCCAUGCUCUACCAAGGUUUUCCAGCACACAGCUUUGACCUACUACAGUAGCUAUGUUGGUAUAUUGUACUUCAAACAAUGUGUAGGCAGGUUGCUUAGGAUUCAAACCUCAAACAGCCUAAUUCAUACUCUUAGAGAAGGUGCUCCCACAAUAUAAUAUGAUUUGUACUGCAUAAAAGGUAACGUAUUGCAUUCUUCCCACCCCACACUAAGACAUUAUCCCAUUCCACUACUUUUUCAAGCUUUGCUUUUAUACUUAUAAGACCAUCAGGCUUGAUUGAGUGAGCUGUUUUGUCUUGUAGUAAUAUAUGUGGUACCUGCCGGUUGUUCUUUGCCGUUUAAAUUGUAAUUUAUUUAAAUCUUUAUUUUAGCAAUAUAUGUCACUGAGAAAAAUAUAUAUUUCAUAAUCACAUUCUUUUUUGGUCAGUAGGUGUGCAACAUAACAGCAGGUGGUGGUGUGUUGGACACAGUCACUCAUAUAGACGGAGAGGUCUAUAGAAUCUGUCUGCAUUCCUGAUUUCUGUAACUAUUAGAUCAACUGUGUAACAUUGGCAUAAUGUCAAAACCACUUGUUUUGCAAACAUGGUCCUGUUUUAUCAAUUGCUGUGCUGACCCAUUCUUGUUCAUUACCUCUGUCAAAUUAAUGUGUAGCUGAAAGUUAUGUUUCUAUUUGUAUUUAUUUUUGCAGUAAAGAUGGUGACACACAUUUAGGCCUACAAUAGGCCUAUAUCUAAAACACAGGAGGUUGGUGGCACCUUAAUUGGGGAGAACAGGCUCGUGGUAAUGAGUGGAGCGGAGUAAAUGGAAUGGUAUCAAAUACGUCAAACACAUGGUUUCCAGGUGUUUGAUGCCAUUCCAUUUGCUAUGUUCCGGCCAUUAUUAUGUGCCAUUCUCACCUCAGCAGCCUCCUGUGAUCUAAAAAUACAUACAGCCUAAUGAUAGAGACACAUUAUUUGAAUAGCAGGACAGUGUAAAGUCCAUUAUCCCUCUGAAGAGUAUGAAUUCGGCUGUUUGAGAAGGUUUGAAUCCUAAGCAACCUGCCUACACAUUGUUUGAAGUACAAUAGACCAACAUAGCUACUGUAGUAGGUCAAAGCUGUGUGCUGAAAAAGCAUGGGUGAAGUAGGCAUUGUGGUGCUCAUGUGAAUUUCCUUUCUUUUCGGCUUUAGACCAAUGCCUACUUCUCACUUCAAAUAUACACAGGAAGGUGAUUAUAAUUCAACAUAACACAGCAGUAAAAGUAAAUUAGCCUAUCUCAGAGAUAAAAAGAGAGAGAGUGAAAGUCUGACAGGAGAUCCUCUCAGAGCAGAGACAAAGCCUUAUGUUCAAGCACACAGAAAUACAACAAGUAGAACAGAUUGGACUUGGUGCUUCAAUGGGAAUGUUGGCCAGAAAAACGAGAAACAUAAAUAGAAUUGUUUAUUGUCCUUGCAAAAGUCUAAAUUGUACAUUUUAAAGCUUCCCUGAAAUGGGAGCAAGAAAGGAAUCUGUGUAUGAUAUUUUUCAAUUGGAAUGCAGUUCUAUUCAUUCCACAGCUACAUUGAUUGUACAAAACAUUAGAAACACACUUUCCAUGACAUAGACUGACCAGGUGAAUCCAGGUGAAUCCAGGUGAAAGCUAUGAUCUCUUAUUGAUGUCACUUGUUAAAUCCACUUCAAUCAGAUGAAGGGGAGGAGACAGGUUCAAGAAGGAUUUUUAAGCCUUGAGACAAUUGAGACAUGGAUUGUGUAUGUGUGCCAUUCAGAGGGUGAAUGGACAAGACAGAAGAUUUAAGUGCCUUUGAACAGAGUAUGGUAGUAGGUACCAGGCGCACCGUUUUGAGUGUGUCAAGAACUGCAACGCUGCUAAACAGUUUCCCCUGUGUAUCAAGAAUGGUCCACAACCCAAAGGACAUCCAGCCAACUUGACACAACUGUGGAAAGAAUUGGAGUCAACAUGGGCCAGCAUCCCUGUGGAACACUUUCGACACCUUGUAGUGUCCAUGCCCCAACAAAUUGAGGCUGUUCUGAGGGCAAAAGUGGGUGCAACUCAAUAUUAGGAAGGUGUUCCUAAUGUUUUGAACACUCAGUGUUUACUACUACUACAGUUCGCUCCCUUUUUGUCGCGGGCUUCCAGGCAUUUACUCAUUCAUCAACAUGGACGUCGGCAUGAAGACUGUGUGGCUUGUUGGACAUUCGUGGAUCCACUGGUUGGAGAAGUGUGCCAGGAAAGUCGGGAAGCAUCACAACCUCUCCCUUGACUACUGUCACAUUACAUGGCUCGGAGAGCGAGGAAUGAAGUGGGGCAAACUGCUUCAUGUUCUGCGCCAGCAGAUGGCCUGUGCUGCUGCUCCCCCUGACAUCAUAGUCAUCCACCUUGGUAGAAACUAAUUGGGACACACAAAGGGGACAGCCCUUGUGUGUCAGAUGCAAACUGAUUUGGAGGUAGUCAUCCGAAUAUUCCCCGGGACAACGAUGUUCUACUCUGACAUAGCGCGGAGUUGGAUGUUCCAAUGGUAGGAGGACAUCAACAAGCGCAUAAAGAUGGCCCAGUGCUCUGUCACCCAGCUGAUUUUUUUAUUUCUCCGUGGCAGGCGCAUCCUCACAAUCCGCCACUCUGCCAUAAAGCACUGUGUCCCUGUGCAGUACUGUAGGGAUGGCGUGCAUCUCACAGAUGAGGGCAAUGUCCUCUUCCUUGAGAGUCUGAGUGCUGGUCUCUCCUCCGUUCUAGCAAGUUGCACACAGUAGUACACACCACCACACUCACUGCCACUUGCCUGCCUCUCCACGAACCCAAAGGCUCUUUUAAUACAUAAAAAUGUGUGUGUGUGUGUGUCGGGAGGAGGCUGUCAAAACUAUCAACUAAAUAAUGGUCAAAAUGUAUCCUCCGGGGGGCCAACCCACAAUCUUCAGAUCCACAGGCAGUAACUCUAACCACUACCCUAUGAAUCCUUUUCUUAAAACAUUGACUAUGACAGACCAUUUAAAUGGACAGUCUGGAAGCGUUUGUUCCAAAAUGAUUUUGUUCAUUCACUCAGUACUGAUUGAAUGUUUAUUUAUCUUGCUUGGUUCAAAUACAAUAGUCUAAAACAGUUGAUUUGUUGAAAACAGACUCAUUUAAUCAUGUAGCUAACCAAGUUAGCAAGCAUGUCAUUUUCUUUUGACUGCGCACAGCAGGUCGCACAACUUAAGCAAGCAGAGAGGGGGUUCGAUUAAUCUACCCCGGGGUACACCGGGUUAUGGCCCGUCAAGUCAUCGGGCGAAAGCGAGGAGGAAAGGCAGAUCGUGUUUUUAUCAAAAGCAAUCACUGUUGCAUGUGAAAACACAGAAUCCUACUCAUUACUACACGUGCUUAAUUACCUCACUUUUGUUUUGCGCCGACUUCGCCGUCAGACAGAGCGGGAUACCUACCUAGCUAAUCAAAAUAUCUGUUUGCAUUUAUUGAUUAACCUCAGCUUGAAAACCACCAUAUAGCUAAUUAUCUACAGUAGCCUAGGUUUGUUCACAUAGACUUCUUAUGACUAGCAUUAUGGUGCAAGCAGCUGUGUUGUUGCGGAGCAACUGACCCUGUGUUAGAACUCUGAGCUUCAGCUAAAAAUGAUGUUCCCAUCGUCAGAAAUGCUGCAAAAAGUUAGCACAUUGUUGGUUCUUAAUGGGCCGAAAUGAGCACUUGAGAGCAAUAAAUUAUAAAUGUAAUCAAAACUGUUGCCCCUACAAACGUAUUAAUUCCAAAAGGUGGCAAGUCUAAUGGCCACUUUAUGGACACUAGUGUCUCGUUCUUAUCUGACGCCUAGAUAUUGAGCUAGGUCUGGGCAAAAUCUUUCAUUUUUUUCUAAAACUAAUGGACGGCUCAUGACGAGAGGCGGGGAUUGUGUUUGUACCUCCAAUCAAGUUGAUUUGCCAAGUUUAAUCGACAUUGGUGUCAUAUUGGCUUAGAUAUGAUGGUGAAUUUAACAAUGAACUUUAAUCGAUCCCUACUAUAGUGACCGGCGCGACUAUAAUAGUGACGAUCUGAGCGGCCAUUCCAGCACGGAUACAGGAGUACAGGGGUACAGGAGAGGCGGUCGAUGUCCCUCUGUCCUCUCUCCUGUCUAGUCUACAGAUGCCAGGUCCCUCUUUGUUUUCUGCUUGUCCUGCACAUCUACGACCACAGGUCUGGACAGACUAAUGAGACUCAAAUGCUCAAUCAUAGACUCAAUUAUUAGUGUUCCAUGGAGCCGGAAUGGUGUAACCUUGGAGGCAAACAAUUUGUUCUGUUCCAACUCCCAGUGGCACACCUCGUUUGAAAUCAUAUUUUUAUUCAUGACUUUCUUUAUUUUCUUCCACUGGUGUCUUGAUCGGCACUGUCUGCUGAAUGAUGAUGUGAAAGGAGUGUUAUGACCACGUGCACCAAUUACCUGCCAGGUUUUCUGACUUAUAGCUCGUUGCUCGUAGCUUGAUGUCUCUACGACAUCAUUAUGCCUAGAUAGACACCUCAGUUUUGCAUCACAACAGCACUUUUCCAUGAACAAAAAAAGGAAGUUGGGCUUUCAGCUGAGUGCUUGCAUUUUCUUAAAAAGGAAUAUCAUAAAACCAUGGAAGAAGUAUACACAAACCCUCAGAUUUAGAACAUACGGUAUUGCUAUCAAUGCAGAACAAACUGUGUUUGUAUGAGGAAACAGUUGUGUUGGUGUAACACAUUCAGUGAUUUGACUUGAUUUAAACCCUUUUUGUCCAUGAGGAGCAAAGGUCAUCCACAAAUUAUCUCCACGCACUGUGUUUUGGCAAAUUUCUCAAGUUCUUUCCAUGAGUAUUGCAAUUGUAACAUCUCUGUUAUUACUCUGUUAUUCUAUGAUUUAUUGCAAGUAAUUUACUGCAGCCUAGGGUUGCAGUACUUUCCAAAAAUUGGUAGGUUUUCCAGAAAUCCUGGAUGGAGGAUUCCAGAUUUACUGCUUAUUCCCUCCUGACUCCAGGAAUUUUCCAACUGGGAUCUCUGGAAAACCUAGGAUUUUAUGGAAAGUUACAGGAAGUUUGCAACCCUGCUGUAGCCUACAUGACAAUUUUCCUCCUCCUAAUUUCUCAGCCUGCAGUUCCUGGCCUUCGACACAGAGGCAUCCCAUGACAUCCUCAAGGUGUGGGAUGGCCCUCCUGAGAAUGAGAUGUCCCUGAGGGAGGUGUCUGGCUCUCUGCUCCCUGAGGGGAUCCACAGCACCCUCAACCUGGUCACUAUCCAGUUUGAGACUGACUUCUACAUCAGCAAGUCUGGCUUCGCUAUCGAAUUCUCAAGUGAGUAGUCUGUUUGUGAAAAGUCUUUGAAGUUUGUAUCUUCAAAAGCAAUUAACUCUCAGUUUUAGAUUCAUAAAGUCUAACACGAAAGAGUGUACAGUGGGUUAUUGUGUGAGUGUUUUUUUUAGGCUACUGUUUGCAAAACUCUUUGAAGUUUAUAGCUUCAAAAGUGAUGUUCUUCUCUGUGUCAGUUUUACUGUGUCAGUUUCAGUCCAUGAGUUAGAUUGUACAUGUUUGGGUUACCCGCUAAAAAUGUGGUAUUGUAUGUGUUUGACUCUGUGAUGGAAAACGUCACUCAUUGUAUUAUCUGGGGACUUUAUUUAACUCGACACUUAAAAACAGACAUACAAACUGUUUAGCUGUUAUAUAUGACACACUAUCAACCUACUGUUAACAUAACACCUGUCUGCAUAGACUCACUUGAUUCCCUCCCUGCGUUGUGACCGGCAGGUUCGGUGGCCACAGCCUGCAGAGACCCAGGUGUACCCAUGAACGGCAGUCGUAACGGGGACGGGCGAGAGCCAGGUGACACUGUCACCAUUCUCUGUGAUCCCGGGUAUGAGCUCCAGGGAGAGAUGAAGAUUACCUGUAUCCAGGUGGAGAACCGUUACUACUGGCAACCCAGCCCUCCUGUCUGCAUAGGUGAGUGCUUUAAUUACAGAUAGGAUUAGGAGUUUUUCCUGAGCACAUCACCUGACCAGGAAAGGACCCUUGGCUCUAGUUAUAGCUUUGUAUUGAGGUGGUAGUAACAGGUGGAGCCUGGGGUUUGUAUUGAGGUGAGUAGUAGCAGGUGGAGCCUGGGGUUUGUAUUGAGGUGGUAGUAACAGGUGGAGCCUGGGGUUUGUAUUGAGGUGGUAGUAACAGGUGGAGCCUUGGGUUUGUAUUGAGGUGAGUAGUAGCAGGUGGAGCCUGGGGUUUGUAUUGAGGUGGUAGUAACAGGUGGAGCCUGGGGUUUGUAUUGAGGUGGUAGUAACAGGUGGAGCCUGGGGUUUGUAUUGAGGUGGUAGUAACAGGUGGAGCCUGGGGUUUGUAUUGAGGUGGUAGAAGCAGGUGGAGCCUGGGGUUUGUAUUGAGGUGGUAGUAACAGGUGGAGCCUGGGGUUUGUAUUGAGGUGGUAGUAACAGGUGGAGCCUUGGGUUUGUAUUGAGGUGAGUAGUAGCAGGUGGAGCCUGGGGUUUGUAUUGAGGUGGUAGUAACAGGUGGAGCCUGGGGUUUGUAUUGAGGUGGUAGUAACAGGUGGAGCCUGGGGUUUGUAUUGAGGUGGUAGUAACAGGUGGAGCCUGGGAUUUGUAUUGAGGUGGUAGUAACAGGUGGAGCCUGGAUAUUCCACUGACCACUGUGUGUGAGCUGAGCAGGGAAAAACUCUUGGCUGUCAUUAUGGCCUUCUGUUGAGGUGAGUGCUUAUAGGUACAUCCAGAAGUUUUCCCCUCUCUAACCUAACUUCCUCUCAGUAGUUGAGUCCCAUCUAAAGGAGCUGUAACAAGAAAAGAGCUUUGGGACAACUAUCACAUAGCAGCCCAUUGGUGUUGCAGAGAGACUUAGAUCUGUCAACCCAGCCCAGGCUCCUAGCCUGCUAAUUAACAUAUUGUAUCCCUGAGUGUUGCCAGAACCUAGCGCCAAGCAGCACUUGAGCUCUAAAGCCAAUGAGAUGACUGACUGUCAUUGCUCUCCAACAAUUUUGAACAAGGCAAGCCAUUAAUGAAUAUAAAAUUAUUGGACACAGAGCUGAAGAUCCCUCUCACUUUUCAGAGAUGUCAUACUUAUAAGACGUACCUUGACAAAACCUCAAGGAUUUUUGUGGCUUAUAACGUCUGUGUGGAGAAUUUGAUAUCUCAAAACUCAAUGCAUCAGUUACCGUUAUGGUUGCAAAAUCCCCAGGUUUUCCAGAAAUCCUGGUUGGAAAUUUCCAAAUUUCCUGCAUAUUCCCUGCUGAUUCCAGGAGUCCAGGAGACCAUUAAAUGUCCACAGAAUAGCAUGCAGUUUUCUGACUACAGUAUAACAGAGACAGUUCAUGGAAAGAGUGUCAGAGUUAGUAUAUAUUUAAUAUGCUCACUUCUUCUCUUUCAGCCCCUUGUGGAGGAAACUUGACUGGAUCCAACGGCUUCAUCCUGUCUCCCAACUUCCCCCAUCCUUACCCCCACAGCAAGGAUUGUGAUUGGCUAAUAGCUGUCAACUCGGACUACGUCCUAUCGCUGGCCUUCAUCAGGUAACAUGGCAGCCUAUUAGGCGCUAAUAGGUGCUAGUUUUCUCCAAAGUGAUUAAGGCCUACUCUCCCUAUCAGUUCCACUGAAUGCACACAUGCACGCAAGGUGGACAUUAAUGGGAAUUUUGUCACAAUCACAUUGAGGGGUGUGAGGUGAAUAUACAACGGUCUCUGCUAACUGCUAUCACUGUUAUAUUAAGAUGCAAUUCAUGUCUUCAGCGGGUAAUUAGCUUCCCUAGCUGGAUUUCCUUGCUUUGUCAGUAAUGAACCCAAGUUGACCUUUCUCAGCUUCCCACUUUUAAGGUGCUUUAUCAAGACAUCCUGGCCCUCGUUGACUGAUGCAGCCAAUUAAUAGAAGAAAAGGGGAAGAACUUAAUGUGCUUCACACCUAAAUAGUACCGUUAAUUGCGUCCAUUUUUCAUUCAACCUUUGGUGGCGGCGAGGCUUGAGCAGACGCAGGGGCCGUCCAUGACAGACAGGGGCUAAAGGUCAAAACGGGGUAAAGUUUGACUGCCGAUAGGCUACACAGAGUGGUGUAUAGCUGACAGACAUUACCGCUGCUGCCACCCUCUAAGUUAAACCUCUAACUUAAAGCUGUGAGAUGAGGCCUCCCCCUGCCUUUCCCCUACCAUCAGCUAGCUCCUCCUGCUCCUGGCUGCAUCAAAGGGUGAUGUACGUACCUGUCCGUUGGCAGCCCGCCCUGUGCCAGACAUGAGGCUGUGGAAUCCUAAUCAGGAAGCUGUGUGUGUGUGUGUGUGUGUGUGUGUGUGUGUGUGUGUGUGUGUGAGAGAGAGAGAGAGAUUGUGAACAAAAUAAAUAAAGGGAGAGAGAGAGAGAGAGAGAUUGUGAAUGAAAGAAAGAAAGGGAGAGAGAAAUUGUGAACGAAAGAAAGAAAGGGAGGGGGGAGGUGAGUUAACGGUACCAUCUCUGCUGGUGCUCAGGGUGUGAAUUCCAAGGUCUACUGUACGUGGCGGCUUUCCCGAAGAGAUCUAUCGAUAGAUAGUAAUAGACUAUAUCAGAGAUCUACUCAGAUCUAAAUAUCGAGACUGCACUAUCAGACGAGCGAGAGAGAAAGAGAUAUAGAUCUCUCUCUCCUCCAGCCGAGAGAGAGAAGAGAGAGAUUCAAUCUCCUAUCUUUAUAUAUAGACCUCUAGCGUCUCUAGACUCCUCUCCUCUCAGCAUAUAUAUAUCCAACUCUCUCUCUACUCUCGUCAUAUCUCCCCUUCUCUCUUUUCCCUUCAUUGGUACCAUUGUAGGCGGUGACAUUGAGAUAAUGAAGCAGAAUAUUGAGCUCCAGAACAUGGAAGAUGAUGCUUGUAUCCACACACGCACUCUCUCAUCUCUUGUUCUCUCUCCCUCUUCCUCAGGUCUCUCUCACUCUCUCUCAACGUAUCAAGUCUAUCUCUAUCUCCAUACUCCGGUAUCCCAUCUCAACUCUCCCUCGCACACUCUAACCCCAUCCCACUCUCUUCCCUCGCCCUCUCCCCUCUCUUCCCUCUCCCUCUCCCUCCCCCCUUCACUCUCCCUCCCUCUCCUAAUUUUUCCAGGCCUCUCCAUAAUGAAUAUGUAUGCCUCACGACCAGGGACAUCCUUUUACUUAACAUCACGCUGUAGUAGACAAAGUAGCUGUUUCCAACCUGUUUGUCACAAUCAAAAUGGUACUGUCUGAUAAUGUAUAGUAUAUUGUUGUAUUCAUUAGCCUUGGUAUUAGAAGAGUCAUGUUUUAUAUUCGAGCUGAAAGCAAGCCACUGCAGUGAUGAUGGCGCAGCAGUUUUCAAGCGACCAGUAUCAGGCAGCCAUUUUGGUUCCACCAGUUAGACAGUUUCAUCUGGUGUGUAAUGUGAGCUUUGCUCUCUUCUCAUUUGAAUGGUCCUAUCCCCCAAAACAAUGGAGUAAAUAACACAGUACAGUGGAAAAGUGGCUAUUGACAGUGGUACAGGCCCUCAAGCAGGGUUCUCUAAUGAAAAGCCUUUUGUUCCGUUCCGUCUCACAGACGACCAUUACUAACACUAUUCUCCCCCCAAAAAGACAACCACAUGAAAUAUGUUCCCAAUGAAAAUAGAGAAAAUGAAUAAUAAUAUAUUGUAAAAAAGUGACCCAGCACCGAGCCCUUGGGGACACCCUUUGUAACUGCAGCAGAGUAAUAUUAUAUAGUAAAAAGUGACCCAUUGCAUUGGCAAGGUGGCAAAUUUAGAUUUCAUUGUCAUUGUCACCAAAUUGGGUAUUAUCUUUGCCGCAUAUUCAUUAGCUACCAAGAUAAUUGGUUGAGUGACAGCUCCAGAGGCUAAGCUAAAAAACGAUCUGAACAGAUCUGGUUAUCAACAUUUAAUUACUUUAUUAAUAUGGUAUAGAGCUGGAGUUUUUGUCUCCAUGUUUGGAUUUCUAUUAUCUUACAAUGAGCCCUUAGCUUUAGAUACAGGCUCAUUGAAGUGUGGCAAUAUCACUUAGCAUACUCUUUCAGAAAUAUUAAAAAAGAAAAAACACCUCCAAAUCUCUCUUAUGUAAAUGAACUUCCCUGAUACAGAAACUGCACACACACACACACACACACACACACACACACACACACACACACACACACACACACACACACACAUACACACCCACAAACACACCCACACGCACACGCACACACUCAUUCUCGGAAAUGCAGAGCAUGGGAGAGAAGCUGUUGGUGGACGACCUUUUGUGAUGAGGUUGCAGCUCAACAGGAUAAGUGCCUCAUCUUUGACUAUACCAAAGCAAUUACACUCCCCGGGUAUUUAUAGAUGCUAGCGUCCUUAGCGUUAGCGUUUUCCCACAGCAGAGAUAAGGGAAAUUAAUGGAGCGCUAGCAACCGCUAACUGAAAAAAAGGGGGAUAUCAUCAUGUUGUCUGGCUCCCCAGCUGAGACCCAUAGAGAGGAGAGGUUACGGAUGAUCUGAGGAAUCUAUUCAUUAGCGUCUGUGGCAUUGGGUAGACACAGGCAUCUGAGGCAUCUGCCACUGUGUGUCAACGUGUGAAUAGUGGGGCCUUUUGAGUGUUGUUGCUAACCUCCCACCUCGACCGCCCACACGAGGCCAUGAAAGCAGACAGUCGUUUCUAGUGUGUCAUCUCUGCCUAUUACUGUAUACAGAUGUAUUGAAACCCAAACAAGUUCAGCAGAAAGAGAGAGAGAUCAUUUUUCUAACACGCUCCUCUAGAUAUGGUAUGGUGGGGGAAUUGAAUGGAGUCUUUCAUCUAAUUUGUCUCUUUCUUUCUCUCUCUUUCUCUCUCUUUCUCUCUCUCUCUCUAUCUCUCUCUCUCUCUCUCUCUCUCUCUCUCUCGCUCUCUCUCUCUCUCUCUCUCUCUCUCUCUCUCUCUCUCUCUCUCUCUCUCUCUCUCUCUCUCUCUCUCUCUCUCUCUCUCUCUCUCUCUCUCUCUCUCUCUCUCUCUCUCUCUCUCUCUCUCUCUCUCUCUCUCUAUCCCUCCCUCUAGUUUCAGCAUUGAGCCCAACUAUGACUUCCUGUAUAUCUAUGAUGGCCCGGACAGCAACAGCCCUCUGAUUGGUAGCUUUCAGGACAGCAAGCUUCCGGAGAGGAUCGAGAGCAGCUCCAACACCAUGCACCUGGCCUUCCGCAGCGACGGCUCUGUCAGCUACACCGGUUUCCACCUAGAAUACAAAGGUAGUAGGACAGCGGGAAGGAAGUUUCUCAUAGAUUCCUACUAGAUUUAGGUUUUCUUUUAGAGGGAGGUUUCUGCUUAGCUGUAUAAUGUGGUUCCUAUACCAAAGUCAGAAAUGUGCAUUGUUUCCUUUCAUUUUUUUGUACGCGCAGAAUGUUUAAUGAGAAUCCAAAUGCUUUCUGUCCACAGUAUUCUGUAAGUAGGGGUGGAUCCAAUGUUUUAGCAUUUGAAUAAUGAGUUAAACUCUCCUCUACAUCUUUCAACAUGAAACUCCCUCACUGCCUGUGUUACCUGUUUGCAUCUCCUGUUCACACUAUUGUUAAAGGUUAUUUGUGAUAUACAGUAUAUACUGUAUGUGUCUAUAUAUAUAUAUCUUUCCCCUCUUUAGCCAAGCUGCGUGAGUCGUGCUUUGAUCCAGGCAGUGUGAUGAAUGGGACCAGGCUGGGCAGCGACUACAAGCUGGGUUCCACCGUGACGUUUUACUGCGAGUCGGGCUACGUUCUCCAGGGCUACUCCACGCUCACCUGCAUCAUGGGGGACGACGGCAGGCCCGGCUGGAACAGGGUGCUGCCCAGCUGUCAAGGUACAUACCUACCUGUUGAAGCUAGAGAAAAGCCAUUAGAUAUGGUCAUAGCAGUGUACUAACGUAAAGAAAUCUGUUAGGAUGUAUACUGAACUGGAAGAAAAAUCCAAUAAAACUAUUUGUGGGGGAAAAUAAGGGGAAAAAAGGAUUGACCAAAGGUUGUAGUAGCCACUGUAAAACAAUCAAUAUGACUUACAGCACACAUGUAAGCACACGGAAGAUAACCAUAAGACUAGACCGCUAAGCUGUUUGUGUGUUCCAUCCUGGUCGUUUCUGGACAGACGUCGUCUGGUCAAUGUAUUGACUAAAUGUGAGCUAGAUGCUCCUUCAGAGGAUACAGUAGAUGUUGAGCGGUGCUCUGUGUGUCUGUUUGUGUUCCCCAGCACCGUGUGGGAGUCGUUCCACAGGCUCAGACGGCACG